Molecule: messenger RNA, 750 nt
Organism: Recurvomyces mirabilis
Lineage: Eukaryota; Fungi; Ascomycota; Dothideomycetes; Mycosphaerellales; Teratosphaeriaceae
Exons: 2
Coding region: 1-750 (249 amino acids)
Source: RefSeq, a predicted model, not a curated record
AUGUCAGAAGCCGCCAGCCCAGUAGAGCUCCGGCGCGGCGCACCACCCACACCCGCCGCCCUACACACAGACAGGCACCAAGACCUCUACCCAGACCCCAACGCGCGCCUCGAACGCGAAGAUCCGCACGGCCUAGGCGAGACUCCCGAACAACACGCCGCCCAUGCCUCCAUCGCAACCAAGAAACUCUGGGGACUGGAUCGCCGGCAGGAAACGUACCUCUUCUACUUCUGGAUGAUCGUGUCCCUGUGCUGUGAGAUCACAGCCGCGGUACUGGGCUGGCGGUACCAUACCUGGAGCUAUCCUUUUAUUGGAGUGAUGACAGGGUUCAUGGUGACGUAUUGGGCGGCCUGGUUCCAGACUGCGACGGGGAUGGUGCAGCGGGCGAGCUGGAUCCGGGAGGAGGCGGAUUUGGCUACGAGGAGGCAAUUCCUGUAUUUGGCUGUGCGACUGAAUAGGUUGAUGCUUCCAGCGGCACUGGUCGGUCUGGCAACGUUCAUCCCAGCUUACGUCCAGCGCCACAAACAUCCUCACGAUCUCCCAUACUGGCUUCUCUUCCUCCUGACUUUCAUCUGGAAUGCUGUCUUCUCCGUCAUGAACGCCUACAACAACAUCACCUGGGAAUCAGAUCGCAUGAAGUACGAGGACGGCGAACAGCCCUUCCGGAUUGGCAAGCUGGCUAUCCUUGGCAUACCGAGUCCGAAGCAAAAGAACACGAACGGCAAAGAGAGAGAAGGGAAGGAAAUCUGA